Molecule: messenger RNA, 2685 nt
Organism: Osmerus eperlanus (European smelt)
Lineage: Eukaryota; Metazoa; Chordata; Actinopteri; Osmeriformes; Osmeridae
Gene: slco2a1
Product: solute carrier organic anion transporter family, member 2A1
Exons: 14
Coding region: 638-2518 (626 amino acids)
Biological process (GO): sodium-independent organic anion transport; transmembrane transport; prostaglandin transport
Cellular component (GO): plasma membrane
Molecular function (GO): protein binding; prostaglandin transmembrane transporter activity
Source: RefSeq, a predicted model, not a curated record
GAGUUAUGGUUUAUACUGUAUACAUGGGUAUUGUCAUUGACUUGUCACACUGGAAACUGUUUUUGUUUGAACACUUUUUGCAUGAAGUCGGAGGGAAACUUAGUGUUGUAAUGGAAAGUCUCAAAUCGCAUUUGUGCGGAAACGAAGACGGCGCCUGAGGUGAAUUUGAACGCAACGUUGUGAUGGAAUCAUAUCCCCAGGCACGAUGGCUCAACUCUAAUGUACUUCACAUUUAACACCAUUACAGGGAUCGAAGCAGGACUCGUUAAAUUACAAGUAAUCUGGUAAAUAAAAGAAAAACCUUUGCAACUGAUGGUCAGGUAAUCUCACAUGUAAGAAGAAAAUAAUAGUCUUGCGAAUAAAAACGUCACAGUUCAGUCUCCUAGAAGGGCCUUUUGAAAUAAAAGGAACCAGUGCCCACGUAAAACAAGUCAUGUGUGCCAACUAUGGUCUUUCAUUGCGUUCAAAACAUUUGAACGUGUAGUUGUGGGCUGAGUCCAAUUACAUCACUGGCAGCCAUAAAACUCAUUCAGACUCACCGGACUGGAAACACGGACGAAUUACCCAUCUGACUGAGACCUCAGCAGAUCACACGCCGCUCCGCUCUGACCUGUGGAUACCUUCUCAGCAAAUAGAGAUGUAUGCCAAAGACAUGAAGAAACCAAAGUCACCGUUUUGCAACAUAAAGGUGUUUGUGCUGUGCCAUGGGCUGCUCCAGCUGACCCAGCUGCUGUACAGCUCCUACUUCAAGAGCACCAUCACCACCAUCGAGAGACGCUUCGGCCUCAGUAGCUACUCCUCCGGCACCAUCUCCUCCCUGCACGAGGUGGGGAACACGGUCCUGAUUGUGUUCGUCAGUUACCUGGGCAGCCGUCUGCACCGGCCCCGCCUCAUCGGACUGGGUGGGCUGCUGAUGUCCGUCAGCGCCCUCCUCCUCGCCCUACCUCACUUCCUGUCCCAGCCCUACCAGUACGACUCUGUCUUCCACAUGAAGGGGAACUCCAGCGGUCGUCCUGACAUGUGUCGUGUCCAGCUGAACUCCAGCCGUGCGGAGGCGUGUGGGGGGGAGGAGGGCCAGCGUCUGGGGGGGGACAGGCUCUGGCUGCUCAUGGCCAGCGCCCAGCUCCUGUUUGGGGUGGGCUCCGUCCCCAUCCAGCCCUACGGCAUCUCCUACGUUGACGACUUCGCCGGCGCUGGAAACUCCCCUCUCUACAUAGCAAUCCUGUUUUCUAUAUCAGUGUUUGGUCCAGCGUUUGGGUUCCUCCUGGGCUCCGUCAUGCUGCGCAUCUACGUGGACGUGGACAGAGCCGGCUCAGUGGCCUCCCAGGAGCUGAGCCCCUCGGAUCCCCGCUGGGUGGGGGCCUGGUGGAUGGGACUGCUGGUGUCCUCUGCCUGCCUGGCCCUGGCCUCACUGCCAUACUUCUUCUUCCCCCGCAGCCUGCCUGUGGAGUCCCAGGAGCCCGCUGCAGAUACCAACACACUGAAUGAAGACUCCAAAGAGCAUGACAUCUCCUUGCUUGAUUUCCUCAAGAUGUUCCCCCGGCUGUUUGUGCGCCUGCUCCUGAGCCCUCUGUUCCUGCUGCUGGUUCUGGCUCAGUGCUGCUUCUCCUCCGUGGUGGCCGGCCUCGCCACUUUCCUCAACAAGUUCCUGGAGCGUCAGUACAGCGCCUCGGCCGCGUACAGCAGCCUGCUCAUCGGUGCCGUCAAUCUACCGUCUGUUGCCGUGGGGAUGCUUUUGGGCGGGGUGAUCAUGAAGAGAGCAGAGCUGUCCCUGAAGGUCAUCCCUCGGUUCUCCGUGGUGAUGCUCUUUCUCUCUGUGCUCCUCUGCAUCCCUCUCUUCUUCAUGGGCUGCCAGACGCAGAGAGUGGCCUCUGUCAACUACCAGCCAGGACGUCCUGGGUGGCUGGCUGGGUGUAGCUCAAACUGCUCCUGCCAUAUGAGCGUGUUCAACCCGGUGUGUGGUACUGAUGGUAUCGAGUACAUCUCCCCCUGCCAGGCCGGCUGCAGCAACUUCACUAUGGAUCCCAAAAACCCCUACAGGGUUCAGGUGUACUCCAACUGCAGGUGUAUACCUGGAGGCCCAGGGGGGGCCCGGCCAGGACCCUGCCACAACCAGUGUCCUCACUUCCUGCUUCCUGUCAUGGUGAUCAUCUCUCUGGCAGCGCUGGUGGCCAGCCUGUCUCACAACCCCAUCUACAUGAUGGUGCUCAGGACCGUUCCCCAGGAAGACAAAUCCUUCGCCAUCGGGGUCCAGUUCCUGCUGAUGAGGAUGCUGGCCUGGUUGCCAGCCCCAGCCCUGUUCGGCAUGACCAUCGACUCCUCCUGCAUCUGGUGGAAACGUGUCUGCGGCAACAAGCUUGGAUGCGGUUACUACGACAACAACCUCUUGAGAAACAGGUAUCUGGGACUGCAGGUGGGCUUCAAGCUGAUAGGGAUCCUGCUGCUGUGCCUGGUGGGCUGGAAGGUGCCUCGGAGCAACGAGUACAGCCUGGAGAAGAGACCUGAGGGCCUGCUGUGACCAGGAACGCACACACUAUACACACACACACACACACUAUACACACACGCACACACUAUACACACACACACUAUACACACACACACACACACACACUAUACACACACACACAUUAUACACACACACACACAUUACACACACACACACACAUUAUACACACACACACA